GGGGGGAUGCAGCAGCAGCCGGGGCCCCCUGAGCCGGCCGGCCGCGCCGCCGAGUGAGGCGGGACCGCGGCGGGAGCGGCGGGGAGCGGCGCUGGAGGGCCGGCUUUCGACAUACCCUGAAGGUGUUUCAUUUCUGUCAGCUACAGUCAGAAUCCUUCCUGGAAACAUUUGCAUUGCUGGAACGCAAAAGCUGAUUGGAAAAGUGAUCAGCAUCUGUAGCAGUAGUACUGAUGUUGCAGGAAGCAACGACUUUAUAUGGCUCAAGUCUGACAACAUGCACCACCAGUGGCUGCUGCUAGCUGCAUGCUUUUGGGUGAUAUUCAUGUUCAUGGUUGCUAGCAAGUUUAUCACACUGACUUUUAAAGACCCAGAUGGCUACGGUGCCAAGCAAGAGCCAUUGAUACUGACAGCUGUGACAAAAGUGGAGGAGGUACAUGUGCCAGAGCAAAAACAUUGGCCUGAAGAAUUCCAGCCAACUGGAAAAGCUUUUUCUGGAAAUCUGAUCCGCCAACCCCUGGUUCAUAUGGAAAGACUUGAGCUUCUCAGGAAUGUCUGCAGAGACACUGCAUUGAGAAAUCUCUCUCACACUGCAGUUUCCAAAUUCGUCUUGGACCGAAUAUUUGUGUGUGACAAGCACAAGAUCCUGUUUUGUCAGACGCCAAAAGUGGGCAACACUCAGUGGAAAAAAGUCUUGAUCGUUUUAAAUGGGGCAUUUUCUUCCAUAGAAGAGAUCCCAGAAAAUAUUGUACAUGAUCACGAGAAGAAUGGCCUUCCACGCUUGUCCUCCUUCAGUGACUCUGAAAUUAAAAAACGACUGAAUUUAUACUUCAAAUUUUUUAUUGUUAGAGACCCAUUUGAAAGACUUAUUUCUGCAUUUAAAGACAAGUUUGUGCACAAUCCUCGGUUUGAACCUUGGUACCGGCAUGAAAUUGCGCCUGGCAUCAUUCGUAAAUAUAGAAAGAAUCGCACAGAGACCAAAGGGCUGCAGUUUGAGGAUUUUGUCCGCUAUCUGGGCGACCCUAAUCACCGGUGGUUGGAUGUUCAGUUUGGUGAUCACAUAAUUCACUGGGUAACGUAUGUGGAACUCUGCGCCCCCUGUGAAAUCACAUAUAGUGUGAUCGGACACCAUGAAACCCUGGAGGAUGAUGCUCCGUAUAUCUUGAAAGCAGCCGGCAUAGACCAUCUGGUGUCAUACCCCACUAUUCCACCAGGCAUAACAGUGUACAACAGAACAAAAGUAGAGCGGUAUUUUUCGGGAAUUAGCAAGAGAGACAUAAGACGCCUCUACACGCGUUUUGAAGGCGAUUUUAAACUCUUUGGUUAUCGGGAGCCAGAUUUCUUGCUUAACUGACACCUAGGAUAAGCUCUGAAGAAGUGUCUCAUGGGUUAAUCUAAACCUGCUUGAAUACCAGCUGCAACACUGAAAGAGCUGAGAAUGACCAUUUGUUUUCUAGCUUUUUGAUGUUGCUCCAUUUUUCAGUGAAAUGUUUGUCACAUGAACAAGUAGGGGCUUAUAGUUGUUGUUUACUGACCAAGUUUUCAAUAUGUGACAUUGCAAUCUGUUAGGAAUGAAGUCGCUGUUAUCUGAAAUACAGAAUUCCACUUCUCACCUCUUCCCUCCAGGAAAACAGAGGGAGGACGAACGGGCUGUGAUCUUCCCCUCCCUCUCCCAUACAGAAUGCCAUUUUUAAAGUGUUGUGAAGUAUUUAUAAAGAUGGCAAGUUCACUGUAGGUUAACUCUGGCGUGUGGGUGAACUUCAUGAUUCAUGUUCAUGAGAAAGGCAUCUAGUCUCUUAUGGGCUUUGAAAAUGAGAGGCCAGUACAGGACUAAAAACUGAUUAAAUGCUUGAAAAGUAAAAUCAUCUAGGCUGCUAUAACAACAGUAAUGCUGACCUAAUCCCAUUUUUGUUUGUCACAAAGUGAACCUAAUUAGACAGAAACUUUAGGGGUGUUAAUAAAGGGACUGGUUCCAGAGUCCAGUUAUCUUUGUAUUUUUGUCAGGUGUUUACUAGACUUUCUACUGGUCUACUGAGCCUCAAAAUUCUACUUUUGAUUUUCAAAAUACUGUUUAACUCCUGGUUAUAUAUGUUAUCUGUGAACACCAGAUGCAAAUGGAGCAUAGAAGAAAUAUGAAACUGCUAGGGAAACUUUAAGGAAAAUUAAUUUAAAAUAAAAUAUUAAUUGUAUUUGUGGGAGCAUAUAUAGAAGUCACAAGAAGCUCUCUAAAUAUCACACAGUUUAACUUGUUUUGUCUUCUAACAGUUAAGAUUAAUAAAGAAGCCACAGAAGUGAGAUGUCAUACAAAAGAGCUGCUAGAGUUACUUGGAUUAACGCUCUACCUUUUUCUUCUACCCAGCCUUGCUCAAAGAACAGGAAAUUUACCCCCCUCUGAAAAUUCAUCACCCCGCUGCUAAGGGAGACAGAGUAAAUCCCGGAUUUUUCUAGUGAUUCACUGCCAUGAUGUCCAGACUCAAAAAUGCCCAGCAUUUGUGUUACCAUUGGGGCGAGUUGGCAAUAUGCCAGGAGUGUGAAUGUCACUUUAAAUUUGUGUACUCAUUUUAUACAUUAAAAGAACAAAUAACUGAGUGGGUGCAGCCAUCAUAUUUGCUGCUACUUGCAUUGUAUCUCGUAAAGAGCAGUCUCCUGUUUGAGUUCACCAGCAAUAAAAAUCAGUGUGCUGCAGGCCAUGGGAGAGAAAAGAGACCAUGUAUCUGCAAUACAGGAAUUCCUCUGUCACAGUGAGCAUGUGAAGUGUAUUUUUUAAAUCUUAGUCCCAAAAGAUUAAUUUUCAGAACAGCAUAAUGUUGCUGGCUAGAAAAGCUGGUGAUGGCCAGUGCUAUGGAAUCUGCUCUUAAAUCCAGCCACAGUAUGUUUUUAAUAGCUUCCCGUAUCAACACAGGGAAGCAUCUUGCACUUGGGGAAAAGGAAAGCUGUGCCAAGCUGACAUGUACUGCCACCCACAAAAAGGAAGCCCUAUUGUAGAUGGAAGUGGUUUCAGAGAGAUCUCAACAGACUAACUGAAAUAAGGGAGAAUCAUUAACUGGGCAUCGUUAGCAAGAGAGUAGUCUGAGGUGGCAAAGCUGAAAGGUGGGAUUUUUCAGUUGUUUUUUUGUUUUUUUUUUUUUUAAAGCAACAAUUACAGUGCCCUAACUUGUUAGUUCUUAACCAAUGAUAAAAAGAUGUUAACAGCUCCAGGUUUUUCUGUGGUUUUCUUAAUAUGGGAACUUAGCAAAAUGUACUAUUAAAUGCAUUUUGGAGCUAAUGAGCUGAUUGAUUACCUCUGCCGAUUUAAAAUGUAACAGUGUGAAUAAUGUAUAGUGGAUUCAGGCCUUAAAGUUUAAUUCUAAUAAAGAUAAAGUAGAACUGUUUUCCUCUGAAAGCAUUAGCUACUGAUCACACAAAAUGCCAAUGUAUGUUUUUAUUUUUAUUAGUAAAUUAGUUAAUGUAUUGAUUGCUUAAAAAUUGCCAGGUGGAAAGCGCUAUGUAAAUAUUAAUAAUAUUUUUUUCUAAUAGUUUUCUCUGCAUUGAGUUCUCUUGGGCAUCUGACAGCAAAUGUGGACAAGAGCUAUGGACUGACAGAGGCAGAGGUGUCUACUUCUCUCCCAGCUCCAUGCUCCCACUCUUUUCAGGCUGGAACUGGAACACUUGUUGCCAUUUCUUCAAUUCAAACACAAAAUUUCUGCUUUCAGUGGUACCCUCCUGAGUUAUAUUUUCUUUCUAGAAGCGUGUUUUUAUUCCUCACAUGGCUGAAGUAAAGAUGAUGCGAUUUUGGCAUGACUCUUGCAGAAACUUGGAUAACAUGAAAGCCCUUGGUGAGAAUUCAUGUCUCAUUUGUUGUACUGGAGAGAUGGGGUGUCCUGGCUUCAGCAGCGUCUUGAAGAAGAGUAAGAUGCCUGUGGUUCUGCUUUGUUAUCUCUUGCAGAAGGUAGAAGGACUCUCAUUUAAAAGCUGAAGAAAUGCAGGCUGGGUGAAGGAAUGGGAAGAUGGAUUAGAAGUUGGCUGAACUGCUGGACUUAAAGUUACAUCUGUUGAAACUUGGGAUGCUUCGGUUCACUACAGCCAGAAGAUUAGAUGUGAUGUCUGUUCUGGCAUAGAUGCCGGUGGAGGAUCCUGCACCUUACUAUAACAGUCAUUACAGAUUUGUUUGCAAAACCCCUUCCCACUCCAUGGGCAAAGUGAUGCCAGGUAUCCUGAGGCAGAUGGAGACCAGUGCCCAACAAGAGGACACCCCACUCCAACCCUGUGCCUGCCAAAAGCUCUGAUCAGCAACAGAGAGAAACAGAGGUCUUGGUAUUUCUUCAGGCAUGCGAACCAGCACAAUGGAAAGUAUUGGCAAUACUCUGAAAAUCCAAGCUGAUGCUUACCAAAUGAGACUGAAAAAUUCCCUGACUCUGGGCUAGGAAAUAGCAAAGCAACUGAUGUGGACAGAGAACUUCUCCAGAUGAGCAAACCACGUCCACAGCUGCGUGUGCUGGGACGGCAGCCGCUGCCCAGCCCACCCGGUGCUACUGCUGGUGUUGCCCUCUCUGUAACCCUCUGAUGAGGAAAUAGGUGCUGUCAUGAAAAUUCGCAACUGGCCUGGGCUGACUUAGGAGAGAGGCUUUGACGCAACGUAGAGAAUUACAAGAGUAAAUAUUUACUCCUGUGCAUGAGGUGUCCCAGCUAAAUUGGGGCACCCUGAAUGGGGUUCUACACAGGGUUCUUACACCCUUCAAAUGUUCAGGUGCAAUAUGAUUUGACUAAUCACUAACAUCCAUGCUGCCAAUUACUAAUCAUAGUAAAACUUUGCAAAGCAACUGUUAUUUUUUGCCAUGUUCUUGCUGCUUGUCUAUUGGUCCAGACGUCCCUGUAGUCAUUCUUGCUAGAGUUACUUAUCUAGGAGGCCAGAUGACACUGGGAGUGUUUCAAAUACGUGUUAGAGGGGGUAGGAUGCUGGUGGUAUCUUUGUCACCCUGGAGUAUUCUUUAUCCUUCAUGGACAGCUCUAAGCUUCCAAGAAGAAAAGUCCCUAUUUCUAGGGCUGGGCUGUCCUUCAAUUUGUUUUACUUAAGUGCAAACAAUACCAGUCUUCAGUAAAAUUUCACUACCUCAUUACAUUGCAGUCUAUAAUGUGAACUAAUACAUAUAUUAACCAAGUUAAUGUACUUUCAUACUAUAAGGACUGACUGAUACAAUAGUUAAGGAAGGGGAUUUUCUUAACAGCGUUUAUCUCGGAGCGAAGAGCCACUCACUCCACGUGGCAUCUAGUGGAAGGGAAUCUAGUAGUACACUUUAAUUGUCUCCUUUUGCAUCAUAGGAUGUGCUAAUGAUUUGUUGGACAAUUAUUAAGCUGUUUAAUCUUCUAGUCAGCCCGUGCAGAAUGUAGUUAAGAAUAAUACCUUUUGUACAUGAUACAUGUAUGUCAUGCUGAAAAGACAAGAUCCUUCUCCCUGCCUAGGACGUUACAAGGAAGCAUUAAAAUCUCCAGAAAUAGUCCUAGCUCCUGCAAUUCACAACAGCUGGAUUAAUGUAUUACACGUCUUCUGGGGGAAAAAAUAGUCUUUGUUAUAUUUAACAUAAAUAGAUUUUAGCUAGCACAUUUUUCAUCACUGGAACUACCCAGAAACUUUCUAAUAAAAACUAUACUUCUGAAAAAAAAACCCUGCCAUUUCAUCUGGGGCAAGUUCAUUAAGCUGACAAAGACUUUAGUAGUAAUAAUCAUACAGUGACCUUUUCUUUUGGAAUCAUGAAAGCUUGUAGUAAAUGAGGCAGUGAUUAGGGAAGGAGAACAGCAGUUGAGUGCUGGGUGGAAGGACUAUGUUCUGUGCUCUGCCGUGGGUUUUCUUUGUGACAAAGUGUAAUGCUUUUACAUCAUGCCUCGGGAGGGGGAUCGCUAACUGUGUAGCUCUCGCUUGCAGAGUGCUCAAGCUGAGGCCCAAACUCAGACCAAUGUCUCAGCACCUUCAUCCAGUUGCAGCUCAACCAAGGGAAGCUGUACUUCUGAAAUAAUCUGUUUAUCUGAAAAAUCAUGCUCUGAAUUUUCAUCUACUAACUCAAGUCCCUGAGUCAGUGGCUGCUCUGGACUUAAUUUACCUGUACCUCAACUUCCCAGCUGUUAAAGGGUAUACUAUUAGUCCUUUUGACUCAUGCACUUGUUGAAAAUGUAAACGUGUGCGUAUUUGUGAAAUAUUCCAAUGCUGUACCCUGAAUUCUAUAGAAAAGCACAUGAGGAAAUUUAUAAUUCUGCUACUGUAGCAAGGUAUGACUAAUACAAAUUAAAAGGUGCAGGGGACUGCACAGUGGCCAGGGAGAAUACAUUACUGUUUGGAUGCCUGAGUAUUUUCUUUCCUGUGUCAUGCAUUCUGUAGAGAAAACAGUAUGUAAUUAAUUAAAAUCACAUCAGGUUAAUGGAUGAAGGAGACAUUAAAUAAGCAUACAUAGCCUUAA
Messenger RNA from Tyto alba (common barn owl), 6425 nucleotides. It is a transcript of the gene CHST10, whose product is annotated as carbohydrate sulfotransferase 10. Gene Ontology annotation, biological process: carbohydrate biosynthetic process; proteoglycan biosynthetic process. The coding region runs from base 275 to 1351 and encodes 358 amino acids. The record is from RefSeq and is a predicted model, not a curated record. Gene Ontology annotation, molecular function: sulfotransferase activity. NCBI's taxonomy places the organism in Eukaryota, Metazoa, Chordata, Aves, Strigiformes, Tytonidae. Gene Ontology annotation, cellular component: membrane. The transcript has 11 exons.